AUGAAUUGCCUGGCUCUUUCACUGGGCUUUGGCUUCUUGUUUCAGGUCAUUGAAACAUUGAUCUUUGCCUAUUUGGCUUCCAUCUCAUUGGUUGACUCACAGGGUCUUUUCCCAAGACUUGAGAAUGUUGGAGCUUUCAAGAAAGUUUCCACUGUGCCAACCCAAGCAACGUGCGGACUACCAGACCGAAGCACUUUUUGUCAUAGCUCUGCUGCUGCUGGAAGUAUUCAGUUUUGUACCCAGAGGUUUUGCAUUCAGGAUUGCCCAUACAGAUCUUCAGCCCCUACCUACACUGCCCUCUCCUCAGCAGGCCUCAGGAACUGCAUCACAGCAGACAAGCAUGAUCUGCAUCCCAACUCGCAUAGCAAUUCUACAAGCUUUAUUUUUGGAAGUCACAAGAAUUGCUUCUCUUCUCCUCCUUCAAGGCUGGCGGCAUCGUUUACUUUAACUGUGUGGUUGAAACCUGAGCAAGAAGGUGUAAUAUAAGUAGUAGUGUGUGUUAUAGAAAAGACAAUGGAUGGGCAGAUUGUGUUCAAACUUACAAUAUCUGAGAGAGAGAUCAUGUUUUAUUACCGCACAGUAAAUGGUUUGCAGACUCCAAUAAAAGUAAUGACGCUGGGGAGAAUUCUUGUGAAGAAAUGGAUUCAUCUUAGUGUGCAGGUGCAUCAGACAAAAAUCAGUUUCUUCAUCAAUGGUUUGGAGGAGGAUAACACAGCUUUUGAUACAAGAGCUCUAUCUGGUUCAAUUACAGAUUUUGCCUCCAGUACUAUGCGAAUAGGACAGAGUUUAAAUGGUUUAGAGCAGUUUGUUGGAAGAAUGCAAGACUUUCGAUUAUAUCAAGUGUCACUUACAAACAGAGAGAUUCUUGAAGUUUUUUCUGGAGACCUGCCCAGAUUACAUAUCCAGUCACACUGCCGCUGCCCUGGCAGCCACCCACGGGUCCAUCCUUUGGUACAGAAGUACUGCAUUCCUAACGAUGCAGAAGACACAACCAGUAAUAGAGUGUUAAGGCUGCAUCCUGAAGCCCAUCCUCUCUCUUUUGUCAAUGAUAAUGAUAUUGGUACUUCAUGGAUUUCACAUGUGUUUACAAAUGUUACCCAGCUCAAUCAAGGAGUGACUAUUUCAAUAAAUUUGGAAAAUGGACAGUAUCAGGUGUUUUAUAUUAUCAUUCAGUUCUUUAGUCCCCAACCAACAGCAAUAAGGAUUCAAAGGAAGAAGGAGGACAGCCUAGAUUGGGAGGACUGGCAAUAUUUUGCUAGAAAUUGCAGUACUUUUGGAAGGAAAAACAAUGGAGAUUUGGAAAAUCCUGAUUCUGUCAACUGUCUUCAGCUUUCCAAUUUUACUCCAUAUUCUCAUGGUAAUGUCACAUUUAGCAUUCUGACACCUGGACCAAAUCAUCGCCCUGGAUACAAUGACUUCUAUAAUACCCCAUCGCUUCAAGAGUUUGUAAAAGCCUCACAAAUAAGGUUUCAUUUCUUUGGUCAGUAUUAUACAACUGAGACUGCUGCCAACUUCAGACACAGAUACUAUGCUCUGGAUGAAAUCACCAUCCGUGGGAGAUGUCAAUGUCAUGGUCAUGCUGAUGGCUGUGAUACAACAAGACAGCCAUACAGAUGCCUCUGCUUGCAGGAAAGCUUUACCGAAGGACUUCAGUGUGAUCGCUGUUUGCCCCUUUAUAAUGACAAGCCUUUCCGCCAAGGUGAUCAAGUUCAUGCUUUCAAUUGUAAACCUUGUCAGUGUAUCAGUCAUUCCAGAAGCUGCCACUACAACGUCUCAAUGGACCCUUUUCCGUCUGAGCACCAUCGAGGGAGUGGAGGAGUUUGUGAUGAUUGUGAGCAUAACACUGCGGGAAGGAACUGUGAGCUGUGUAAGGAUUACUUUUUCCAACAAGUUGGUGCAGAUCCUUCAGCCAAAGAUGUUUGCAAAGCCUGUGACUGUGAUAAAGUUGGCACAAAAAACAGUAGUCUCCUUUGUGAUCAGAUUGGAGGCCAGUGUAAUUGUAAGAGACAUGUGUCUGGCAGACAGUGCAAUCAGUGCCAGAAUGGAUUCUACAAUCUACAGGAGUUGGAUCCCGAUGGCUGCAGUUCUUGCAACUGUAAUACCUCUGGGACGGUGGAUGGAGAUAUUGCCUGUCACCAAAAUUCAGGCCAGUGCAAGUGCAAAGCAAAUGUUAUUGGACUUAAGUGUGAUCAUUGCAAUUUUGGAUUUAAAUUUCUCAGAAGUUUUAAUGAUGAUGGAUGUGAGCCAUGCCACUGUAACCUCAACGGCUCCGUGAACAUGUUCUGCAGUCCUCUUUCUGGGCAGUGUGAGUGCAAAAAAGAAGCCACAGGACUUCAGUGUGACACCUGCAAAGAAAACUUUUAUGGGCUGGACGUCACUGGUUGUAAGGCCUGUGACUGUGUUGCAGCUGGAUCCCUCUCCGGGACUGCCUGUGAUGCUAAGACAGGGCAAUGCAUCUGUAAGCCCAAUGUUGGAGGAAGACAGUGCAAUGUGUGUUUGGACGGAUACUUCUACCAGCAGCAAAAUAAUUCUUUCCUCUGUCUGCCUUGUAAUUGUGAUAAGACCGGGACAGUAAAUGGCUCUCUGCUGUGUGACAAAUCGACAGGACAAUGUCCUUGCAAAUCAGGGGUAACAGGCCUUCACUGUAAUCAGUGUAAACCUCACAGGUACAAUUUGACCAUUGGCAAUUUUCAAGGCUGCCAGAUGUGUAAGUGUGACCCCUUGGGGACAUUACCUGGAACCAUUUGUGACCCAAUCAGUGGCCAGUGCCUGUGUUUGCCUAAUCAUCAAGGAAGGAGAUGUAAUCAGUGUCAACCAGGUUUUUAUAUUGCUCCAGGCAAUGCCACUGCCUGCCUGCCAUUUUCAUGCCAUGCAACUGGUGCAGUUAAUCGAAUCUGUGAUAGCUUGACUGGUCAAUGUAUUUGCCAAGAUGCGUUCAUUGCUGGACAAAGUUGUGACCAUUGUAAGGACCAUUACUUUGGAUUUAAUCCUCAGACUGGAAGAUGUCAGCCUUGCAAUUGUCACCCCUCAGGAUCCUUGAAUGAAACCUGUCACUCGGUCACAGGCCAGUGUUUCUGUAAACAAUUUGUCACUGGCUCAAAGUGUGAUGCUUGUGUUCCCAGCGCAAGCCAUUUGGAUGUCAACAAUCAAUUAGGUUGCAGCACAACUCCAUCCCAGCAACCUCCACCCAGAGGACAAGUUCAAAGUUCUUCGGCUAUCAAUCUCUCCUGGAGUCCACCUGAUUCUCCAAAUGCCCACUGGCUCACUUACAGUUUAUUCAGGGAUGGCUUUGAAAUCUAUACAACUGAAGAUCAGUACCCAUACAAUAUUAAGUACUUCUUAGACAAAGACCUGUCAUCAUAUACCUCAUAUUCCUACUCCAUCAAGACUACCAAUGUGCAUGGUUCAACAAGGAGUGCAGCUGUCACUUACAUGACAAAACCAGGGGUCCCAGAAGGAAGUUUGAACUUAAGUUACAUUGUUCCUAUUAGCUCAGACUCUGUGACACUUACCUGGACUAUACCCUCAAAUCAUUCUGGCCCUGUAGAAAAAUAUAUUUUGUCCUGUGCUCCUGUAGGUGGCAUCCAGCCAUGUGUUCCCUAUGAAGGUCGUAAAACCUCAGCUACCAUCUGGAAUCUGGUACCAUUCACCAAGUACCAUUUCUCAGUACAGGCAUGUACAAGCGGGGGCUGUUUACACAGCUCACCCCUUACCGUGACUACAGCCCAGGCGCCUCCCCAGAGGCAGAGUCCACCCAAGGUGCGGAAGGUCAGUUCCACCGAACUUCACGUAGAAUGGUCUCCACCAGCGGAACCAAACGGAAUAAUUAUAAGAUAUGAAUUACACAUGAGAAGAUUGAGCUGUUCUGGAGAAACUAUGUUUGCUGAAAGUCGAGUUUUUCAGAACAGUGGCUGGCUCAGUCUUCACCCAUUUACAGAAUCAGCCAAUGAAAAUGCUUUGAAACCACCUCAAACGACAACAAUAAUCACUGGCUUGGAGCCAUUUACCAAAUACAAGUUUAGAGUCUUAGCUGUGAAUAUGGCUGGUAGUAUGUCUUCUGCCUGGACUUCAAGAAGAACGGGAGAAUCAGUGCCUGUGUUCAUGACCCCUCCUUCAGUCUGCCCUCUCUCACCACACUCUCUCAACAUAUCCUGGGAGAAGCCAGCGGAUAAUGUUACAAGGGGAGAAGUUGUAAGGUAUACCAUCAAUAUGAUUUCUGAACAAUCACCUCAACAAUCUACUCCAGUGGGGUUUUCACAGGUAUUGUACACUGCUAAAUCCCAAGAACUGUCUUAUGUCAUAAACGGACUGAAGCCGUACAGGAUGUACAACUUUUCUAUUUCUCUCUGCAAUUCAAUUGGUUGUGUAACCAGUGCCCCAGAACUAGGACAGACUCUAGCUUCAGUACCAGCUCAACUGAGAUCUCCUCAUGUCAGAAUUAACAGCACAACCGUCCAUCUUAGUUGGUUUCCACCUGAGGAACUGAAUGGACCCUCUCCUAUAUAUCAACUGGAAAGGAGAGAGUCAUCUCUACCAGCUCCCAGGGCCACAGUGAUGAAGGGAAUCCGUGUUAUAGGAAAUGUGUAUUGUAAAUUUCCCAGCUCCACUCUCCCAGUCAAUACAGACUUUACCGGCAUUAAGGCCAGCUUUCGAACAAGGCUGCCUGAAGGUUUGAUUGUCUUUGCAGUAUCACCUGGCAAUCAAGAGGAGUAUUUUGCACUUCAGUUGAAGAAUGGACGUCCUUACUUUCUUUUUGAUCCUCAGGGGUCUUCAGUAGAAGUUACCACAACAAAUGAUCAUGGUAAACAAUAUAGUGAUGGCAAAUGGCAUGAAAUAAUUGCUAUUAGACUUCAAGCUUUUGGCCAAAUCACUCUAGAUGGGCAGUAUACAGGUUCCUCAGAUGUCCUGAAUGGUAGUACUAUUAUUGGAAAUAACACAGGAGUCUUUGUGGGAGGUCUGCCAGCAGGUUUCUCCAUCCUUAGGAAGGAUCCUGAAAUAGUCCAAAAGGGUUUUGUGGGCUGUCUCAAGGAUGUGUUUUUUAUGAAGAAUUACAAUCCCUUUGCUGUCUGGGAACCUCUGGAGUGGCAGAAUUCUGAAGAGCAAGUCAAUGUGUACAACAGCUGGGAGGGAUGCCCCACUUCAUUGAAAGAAGGGGCCCAGUUCCUAGGAACAGGGUUUCUGGAACUUCCUCCAUAUACAUUUAAUGGUGGAAUGGACUUUGAGAUUUCCUUUAAGUUCAGAACCGACCAAUUGAAUGGAUUACUUCUUUUUGUUUACAACAAAGAUGGACCUGAUUUUCUUGCUAUGGAGCUUAAGAGUGGAAUAUUGAGCUUCCUGUUAAAUACCAGCCUUACCUUUACACAAGUGGAUCUAUGGCUGGGGCUGUCCUACUGUGAUGGAAAGUGGAACAAAGUAGUUAUUAAAAAGGAAGGCUCAGUCAUAUCAGCAAGCAUGAAUGAGCUGAUAGAGCGUGCGUCAGAAUCCAGCACCCAGUCUCUGAGAGUGAACUCCCCAGUCUAUGUUGGAGGAGUCCCACAGCAGCUGCAGACCUCUUACAAACACCUGAGUUUGGAACAAGGUUUCGGUGGUUGCAUGAAGGAUGUUAAAUUUACACGGGGUGCUGUCGUUAACUUGGCAUCUGUGUCCAGCAGUGCUGUCAGAGUCAAUCUGGAUGGAUGCCUAUCACCUGACAGCACUGUUAACUGCAGGGGAAAUGACUCCAUCCUGGUUUACCAGGGAAAAGAACAGAGUGUUCAUGAGAGUGGUCUCCAGCCUUUUACAGAAUACCUGUAUCGAGUGAUAGCCUCACAUGAAGGCGGUUCAGUAUAUAGUGAUUGGAGUCGGGGACGUACAACAGGAGCAGCUCCACAAAGUGUGCCCACUCCCUCAAGAGUCCGCAGCAUAAAUGGAUAUAGUGUUGAGGUGACCUGGGAUAAACCUGUUGUGGUUAGAGGUGUAAUUGAGAAGUAUGUUCUGAAAGCAUACAGCAUUGGCGAUCCUCAUCCAGCCCGCGUGCCCUCUGCCAGUGCCGAGUUUCUCGAUACCAGCGCCCUUACAGGCAUAUUGACAGGGUUGCUACCCUUCAAAAACUAUGCAGUAACCCUAACUGCUUGCACUUUGGCUGGCUGUACUGAGAGCUCACAUGCAUUCAACAUCUCUACUCCACAAGAAGCCCCACAAGAGGUCCAGCCACCAGUAGCCAAAUCCCUUCCCAGUUCUUUGUUACUCUUCUGGGAUCCACCCAAAAAAGCAAACGGUGUAAUAACCCAGUACUCUUUAUACAUGGAUGGGAUGCUAAUCUAUUCAGGCAACGAAGAGAAGUACACAGUCACAGAUUUACCAGUAUUUACACCCCACCAAUUUCUGCUCAGUGUGUGCACACAUGUGGGAUGUUCAAACAGUUCCUGGGUCUUACUGUACACAGCACAGCUGCCACCAGAACACGUGGAUUCCCCAAUUCUGACUGUCUUGGAUUCUAGAACUAUACACAUUCAGUGGAAACAACCGAGGAAAGUAAAUGGAGUUCUGGAGCGCUAUAUAUUAUAUAUUACAAAUUGCUCACGUGAUUUUACAAUUUGGGAUGUCAUCUAUAACAGCACAGAACUUUUUCAGGAUCACAUACUAGAAAAUCUUUUUCCUGGUAAUAAAUAUCACAUCAAAUUGGCAGUUUGCACUGGUGGUGGGUGCACUGUGAGUGAAGCCAGCGAGGCCCUCACUGACAAGAGCCUUCCGGAAGGAGUGCCAGCCCCCAAAGCACACUCACAUUCACCUGACUCCUUUAACAUCUCCUGGACUCAGCCCGAAUAUCCGAAUGGUAUUAUAAAAAGCUAUGGAUUAUAUAUAGAUGGUAUAUUAUUUCACAAUUCUUCAGAACUCAGCUGUCAUGCUUAUGGAUUUGCUCCUUGGAGCUUACAUUCCUUCAGAGUCCAAGCAUGCACUGCCAAAGGUUGUGCUAUGGGCCCACUGGUGGAAAAUCGAACUCUGGAAGCCCCUCCUGAAGGAACAGUAGCCGUAUUUGUCAAAACAGAGGGAUCCGGAGAAGCCCUUGUGAAGUGGGAAGCACCUUUUCUCCCCAAUGGACACUUAACAUACUCAGUCCUCUUUACUGGGGCUUUCUAUGCAGAUCAAGCAGGUGAUAACUACACCCUUCUGCAUGGCACACAAAUCAUGCAUAGCAGUGAAGAGAACAACCUUUGGGUGCUCAUCAACAGAUUGGUUCCUUUCACUAGCUAUACUGUGCAAGUGAAUGUUUCAAAUAGCCAAGGCAGCUUGAUGAGUGAUCCUAUAACCAUUUCAAUGCCUCCAGGGGCUCCAGAUGGUGUGCUGCCUCCAAGGCUUUCAUCUGCCACUCCAACCAGUCUUCAGGUUGUCUGGUCUACACCAGCUCGUAACAAUGCUCCCGGCUCUCCCAGUUACCAGCUCCAGAUGAGGCCUAGUCACUCCACCCAAGGAUUUCUAGAGUUAUUUUCCAAUCCUUCUACAUCUUUAAGCUAUGAAGUGAGAGAUCUCCAACCAUACACAGAGUAUGAGUUUCGGCUUGUAGCCUCCAAUGGAUUUGGCAGUGCACAUAGUUCUUGGAUUCCAUUCAUGACCACAGAGGACAAACCUGGACCUAUAGACCCUCCGAUACUUCUGGAUGUGAAGUCGAGAAGGAUAUUGGUCACCUGGCAGCACCCUUUAAAGCGCAAUGGGGUUAUUACCCAUUAUAACAUUUACCAACAUGGCCAUCUCUGCUUGAAAACCUCCGGGAACGUCUCUAAUUGCACUGUGACUGACUUACACCCAUAUACUGCCUACCAGUUUCAAGUAGAAGCCUGUUCUUCUGAAGGAUGUUCCCUCUCACCAGAGUCCCAGACCAUGUGGACACUCCCAGAUGCACCAGCAGGUAUCCCAAGGCCAGAGUUGUUCUCUGAUACACCAACAUCUGUGAUUAUAUCUUGGCAACUCCCCACCCACCCCAAUGGUUUGGUGGAGAACUUCACAGUUGAGAGAAGAAUCAAAGAGAAGGAAGAAGUUACCUCCCUGGUGACUCUCCCAAGAAGCCACUCCAUGAGGUUUAUCGACAAGACUCCUGCUCUUAGCCCAUGGACAAAAUAUGAAUACCGUGUACUGAUGAGCACUCUUAAUGGAGGUACAAACAGCAGUGCUUGGGUGGGAGUUACCACGAGACCCUCACGGCCUGCUGGGGUGCAGCCACCUCGAGUGCAUGUGCUGGGACCGGAUGCGGUGGAGGUCACUUGGAAACCCCCAAUCAUCAAGAAUGGAGACAUCCUUAGCUAUGAGAUCCGCAUGGCUGGCCCUCAUCUGACUAUAACCAAUGUUACUUCCUCAUUGUUAAGUCAAACAAUCACUCAUCUGAUUCCUUUCACUAACUACUCUGUCACCAUUGUGGCUUGUUCAGGGGGUAAUGGACACUUAGGAGGGUGCACAGAGAGCUUACCUACGUAUGUAACCACCCUCUCCACCCUACCUCGGGAUGUCAGCCCAUUGUCAGUGGUUCCACUCAGUGAAUCGUAUGUCGGGAUUUCUUGGCAGCCACCAUCCAAGCCAAACGGACCAAAUUUGAGAUAUGAGCUUCUGAGAUGUAAAAUCCAGCAACCACUUGCAUCAAAUCCCCCAGAAGAUUUAAAUCUGUGGCACAAUAUUUAUUCAGGAACUCAGUGGUUUUAUGAAGAUAAGGGUCUUAGCAGGUUUACAACGUAUGAGUAUAAGCUCUUUGUACACAACAGCGUGGGUUUUACACCAAGCCAAGAAGCAAUUGUGACAACGUUAGCUGGUCUUCUAGAGAGAGGGGCCAAUUUCACAGUGAGUGUUCUUAACCACACAGCCAUAGACGUGGGAUGGACUAAACCAACUUUUCAAGACCUACAAGGUGAUGUUGAAUAUUAUACACUUUUUUGGAGUUCUGCUACUUCAAAUGAAUCUCUAAAAUUUCUCCCAGACACAAACUCUCAUGUCAUUGACCACUUAACUCCAAACACGGAAUAUCGGGUUUUUGUCUCUGUCUUCAAUGGAGUCUACAGCAUCAACAGUGAAGUACUUUAUGCAACCACUUGUGAUGGGGAGCCUCAGGGCAUGCUUCCUCCAGAGGUUGUCAUCAUCAACAGUACAGCUGUAUGUGUCAUCUGGACAUCUCCUUCAAACCCAAAUGGUGUUGUCACCGAGUAUUCUGUCUAUGUAAAUAAUAAGCCCUACAAGACUGGAAUGAAUGUGCCUGGGUCGUUCAUUCUGAGAGACCUGUCUUCCUUCACUAUCUAUGACAUUCAGGUUGAAGUCUGCACAAAAUAUGCCUGUGUGAAAAGCAACAGAACCCAGUUCACCACUGCGGAAGAUGCUCCAAGUGAUAUACCAACACCCACAAUUCAUGCCAUCACUUCAAGAUCCCUUCAAAUUGACUGGGUGUCUCCAGAGAAACCAAAUGGCAUCAUACUUGGAUACGAUCUCUUACGGAAAACAUGGCAUGCAUGCCCUAAAACCCAGAAGUUAAUGAAGGACCACAGAGGUGAGCUCUGCAAGGCAGUGAAAUGUCAGAAACCUGAAAAUAUCUGUGGACACAUGUGCUAUUCUCCUGAAGCUAAGGUUUGUUGUCAUGGUGUCCUCCAUGAUGCCAGGCCUGGACACCUCUGCUGUGAAGAGAAGUAUAUCCCAUUUGUUCUGAAUUCAACGGGAGUUUGUUGUGGUGGCCGAAUUCAAGAGGCACAAGCAAAUCAUCGGUGCUGCUCUGGGUAUUAUGCUAGAAUUCUACCAGGUGAAGUAUGCUGUCCAGAUGAACGGCACAAUCGGGUUUCUGUUGGCAUCGGCAACUCCUGCUGCGGCAGAAUGCCGUACUCCACCUCAGGAAACCAAAUCUGCUGUGCUGGGAGGCUUCAUGAUGGCCAUGGCCAGCAGUGCUGUGGUGGACAGAUUGUGAGCAAAGAUUUAGAGUGCUGUGGUGGAGAAGAAGAGGGCAUGGUGUACAUUCACCUUCCAGGGAUGUUCUGUUGUGGGCAGGAUUAUGUGAAUAUGUCAGACACCAUAUGCUGCUCAGCUUCCAGUGGAGAGUCUAAAGCACAUGUUAAAAAGAAUGACCCAGUGCCAGUAAAAUGCUGUGAGACUGAACUUAUUCCAAAGAGCCAGAAAUGCUGUAAUGGAGUUGGAUAUAAUCCUUUGAAAUAUGUUUGCUCUGACAAGAUUUCAGCUGAAAUGAUGAUGAAGGAAAUCAGUGAAGACUGCAGGAUUCUCUGCCCAGCAUCUAUGAAAGCUACAGCAUAUUGCGGCAGCUGUGACUUCAACUUUACCAGCCACGUUUGUACUGUGGUAAGACAGUCUCACAGUUCCACAGAAAAGGCAUCAACUGAAGAAAUAUGCUCAUCUGCAGAAGAGACCAUUCAUUCUGGGAGUGUAAACAUGUACUCUUUCACAGACAUGAACCUGGAGCCCUACAUGACUUACGAGUAUAGGAUUUCUGCAUGGACUAGCUAUGGGCGGGGAUUCAGCAAAGCUGUUAGAGCUAGCACAAAGGAAGAUGUGCCCCAAGGAGUGAGUCCCCCAAGGUGGACCAAAGUGGAUGAUGUGGAAGAUGUAAUAGUCUUAAACUGGAAGAAACCUAUGCAAACAAAUGGCCCUAUUAUUUACUACAUUCUUCUCCGAAAUGGAAUUGAAUGCUUCCGGGGAACAUCAUUGAGCUUCUGGGAUACAAAGGGAAUUCAGCCAUUUCAGGAAUAUUCAUAUCAGCUGAAAGCUUGCACAGUUGCUGGGUGUGCUGCCAGCAGCAAGGUAGUUGCAGCCACUGCCCAAGGAAUUCCGGAAAGCAUCCUCCUGCCAAGAGUCACAGCCCCAAGUGCAGAGGCUCUGCAUUUGAGCUGGAGUGUCCCUGAGAAACCAAAUGGCAUCAUUAAAGAGUACCAGCUCAGGCAGCUUGGGAAGGGUCUCAUUUACACUGAUACCACUGACAGGAGGCAGCAUACGGUCACAGGUCUCCAGCCAUACACCAACUACAGCUUCAUACUUACAGCUUGUACAUCUGCUGGAUGUACUUCAAGUGAGCCUUUUCUAGGUCAGACACUGCAGGCAGCCCCACAAGGAGUUUGGGUGACACCUCAACACAUUAUCAUCAAUUCUACAACGGUGGAAUUAUAUUGGAGUCAGCCAGAAAAGCCCAAUGGCCUCAUUUCUCAGUAUCAAUUGAGUCGUAAUGGAACCUCAGUUUUCCAGGGUGGCAGAGAGGAGCAGCAUUUCACUGAUAAAAACCUGGAGCCCAACAGCAGGUACAUUUACAAGUUAGAAGCAAAAACUGGAGGCGGCAGCAGUACUAGUAACGAUUACACUGUACAAACACCUGUAUCGACACCAGAAGAAGUCCAUCCUCCACAUAAUAUCACAGUCAACGGGCCUCAUUCCAUAUUUGCAGCUUGGGCCCCACCAGGCAUCCUCAACCCCAAAAUGCCAGUGGAGUACAAUGUCUUACUCAAUACUGGAAGUGUAGCCCCUCUGACUUUCCCCAUUGGUCAUCAUCAUUCCAUCCUGUUGAAAAAUUUGACUCCAUUCACACAGUAUGAAAUAAGGAUACAAGCUUGUCAAAAUGGAGGUUGUGGAGUUAGCAGGAGGAUGUUUGUUAAAACGUCUGAAGAUGUCCCAAAGGAUCUUAAUUCCCCUGUUCUUAAGGCACUGGGGUCAGCUUGCAUAGAGGUUAAAUGGACGCCACCUAAAAAUCCAAAUGGAGUCAUCAUCAACUACUUUGUCCACAGACGUCCUGCUGGUACUGAAGAGGAGUCUCUUUUGUUUGUCUGGUCAGAAGGAUCCCUUAAAUUUAUGGAUGCUUCAGAUACUCUGAGGCCUUUUACGCUCUACGAAUACCGGGUCAGAGCCCUUAACUCCAGGGGCUCCGUGGAGAGUCUCUGGUCAUCAGCACGCACCCUGGAAGCCCCACCUCAGGAUUUGCCGGCUCCUUGGGCUCAGGCCACCAGUUCUCAUUCAGUUCUGCUGAAUUGGACAAAGCCAGAAUCUCCCAAUGGCAUUAUUUCCCAGUACCAUGUGAUCUACCAAGAAAGACCAGAGGAUCCGACCCUUAAGGUCUCCACCGUGCGUGCUUUCACAGUGAUGGGGACAAGCUAUCAAGCCCACCUAUUUGGGUUGGAGGCAUUCACGACAUAUCACAUUGGCAUCGUGGCCACAAACCAGGCAGGAGAAGUUUCAAGCCCUUGGACUCAAGUUCAAACCUUAGAAUCUUCCCCAAGUGGAUUGAGCAACUUUACAGUACAACAGAAAAAUAAUGGCCGAGCAUUGUUACUGCAGUGGUCAGAGCCUGUGAGAACCAAUGGCGUGAUUAAGACAUACAGCAUCUUCAGUGAGGGUCUCCUGGAGUACACUGGCUUGCAUCGUCAAUUUCUCUUCAGACACCUGCACCCUUUCACUCUCUACACGCUGACCCUGGAGGCCUGCACCAAGGCAGGCUGUGCACACUCAGCACCUCAGCUCCUGUGGACGGAUGAAGCCCCUCCUGACUCUCAGUUAGCUCCUACAAUCCAGUCUGUGGGGUCCACCAGCGUUGAGCUGAGCUGGUCUGAGCCUGUUAACCCAAAUGGAAAGAUAAUUCGCUAUGAAGUGAUUCGCAGAUGCUUUGAGGGGAAAGCUUCAGGGAACCAGACAAUCCAGGCCAGUGAGAAAAUUGUUUUCACAGAAUAUGAUACUGAAAGGAAUACAUUUAUGUAUAAUGACACAGGUUUGCAGCCAUGGAUGCAGUGUGAAUAUAAAAUCCACACUUGGAAUUCAGCAGGCCAUACCUGUAGCUCUUGGAAUGUGGUACGGACGAAGCAAGCACCUCCAGAAGGGCUCUCUCCACCUGAGAUAUCCCAUGUAUCCAUGAAUCCCCUAAGACUGCUGAUUUCCUGGCUCCCUCCAGAACAGUCUAAUGGUAUUAUCCAGUCCUAUAGGCUUCAAAAGAAUGGAAUGCUCUAUCCUUUCAGUUUUGAUGCUGUGACUUUUAAUUAUACCGAUAAAGAGCUGCUUCCUUUUUCCACAUACAGUUAUGCAGUCAUAGCCUGCACAAGUGAAGGCUGCUCCACCAGCAAACCCUCUGGCAUCAGAACUCCUGAGGCUGCUCCAGCAGGGGUUGGCCCUCCAGCUCUUUGGGCCAUCAGUGCCACGCAAAUAAAUGUAUCUUGGUCACCACCAUCAAUUCAAAAUGGAAAGAUCACUAAAUAUUUACUUAGAUUUGAUGGGAAGGAGUAUAACGCUGGGCAGGGUCUAUCCAUGCUGAUUUCUCACUUGCAACCUUAUACUCAGUAUAAUUUCUCCCUAGUAGCCUGCACCAGUGGCGGUUGCACAGCUAGUGCACCUGCAUCUGCCUGGACUUUGGAGACCCCUCCACAGAACAUGGACCCUCCAAGAUUACAAGUCACAGGCUCAGAAUCAAUAGAAAUCACCUGGAAACCUCCAAGAAACCCAAAUGGCCAAAUCAGAAGUUAUGAACUUAGAAGGGAUGGAAUCAUUGUAUACACUGGACUGGAAACUCACUAUCAUGAUUUUACCCUCACCCCAGGGGUGGAGUAUGGCUACACCGUGACUGCCAGCAACAGCCAAGGUGGUAUUUCGAGUCCACCAGUCAAAGAUCAAACCAGCCCCUCAGCGCCCUCAGGGAUGGAACCUCCAAAACUGCAGGCCAAGGGCCCUCAGGAGAUUUUAGUGACUUGGGACCCUCCAGUAGAAACAAAUGGCGAUUUUGUCAGCUAUAGCCUCUUCAUCCGUGAGCUGCUGGAAAGAGAAGUGAAAAUCAUACAUGUAAACACAACUCAUAAUUCUUCUGGUACAUGGUCGUUUAUAGUAAACCAGCUAAAGCCAUUUCACAGGUAUGAAGUACAAGUUCAAGCCUGCAGUUUGCUGGGAUGUGUGUCAAGUGACUGGACGUGGGCACAAACCCCUGAAGUUGCACCUCAGAUGCAACCUCCUCCCCAUCUGGAGGUACAGACAGCUCCAGGUGGAUUCCAGCCCACUAUUUCCCUUUUUUGGAGAGGACCACUUUGGCCAAAUGGAAAAGUUUUAUAUUAUGAAUUGUACAGAAGGCAAAUAGCAACUCAGCCUGGAAAAUCAAAUUCAGUGCUAACCUAUAAUGGAAGUUCAAGCUCCUUUAUGGAUUCUGAACUACUGCCUUUCACAGAGUAUGAGUAUCAGGUCUGGGCAGUGAAUUCAGCAGGAAAAGCAACCAGUAGCUGGACGAGGUGUAGAACCGGGCCUGCCCCCCCAGAGGGUCUCAGGGCCCCCAAGUUCCAUGCGGUCUUCUCUACCCAAGCAGUGGUCAACAUCAGCGCCCCUGUGAAACCCAACGGGAUCGUCAGUCUCUACAGGUUGUUCUCCAGCAACGCCAGUGGGGCGGAAAUGUUGCCGUCGGAAGGCACGGCCACCCAGCAGACCCUUCACGGCCUGCAGCCCUUCACGGCGUACUCCAUCGGGGUAGAGGCCUGCACCUGCUUCAACUGUUGCAGCAGAGGGCCAGUGGCUGAACUGAGGACUCAUCCUGCUCCACCCACAGGACUGCCCCCUCCCCAAAUCCAGACCCUGGCCUCAAAGACAGCCUCCUUCCAGUGGAGCCCCCCUCUGUUCCCCAACGGUGUCAUUGAAAGCUAUGAGCUCCAACUUUACAGGGCUUGCACUCGCAAUUCAGCCCUACCCUGUACUCCCAGCCAAACAGAGACAAAGUACAGGGGUCCUGGGCGGAGAGCCAGCUUUGGAGGUCUCCAGCCUUACACCACCUACAAGCUGAGAGUGGUGGCACACAACAAAGCAGGCAGCACAGCUUCCAAAUGGAUUGGCUUCACCACCCAAAAAGAAUUACCUCAGUUCCAAGCCCCUUUUUCUGUGGACAGCAACUUGUCUGUGGUGUGUGUCAGCUGGAGCGGCACUUUCCUCCUGCACGGCCCGCUGCAGGAGUACGUGUUAACGGACAGAGGACAGCGUGUGUACAGUGGUUUCGACACCACCCUCUGCAUCCCAAGGACGUCGGACAGAACCUUCUUUUUCCAGGUCAUCUGCACAACAGAUGAAGGAAGUGUUAAGACCCCUCCGAUCCAAUACGAUACCUCUACUGGACUUGGCCUAGUGCUAACAACUCCUGGAGAAAAGAGGGGAUCUGGGAGCAAUAGCAUGGCGUUCUACAGCGAGCUGUGGUUUGUGGCAUUGAUGGCAAUGCUGGGCUUGAUCUUCUUGGCCAUUUUUCUCUUCCUGAUACUACAAAGAAAAAUCCACAAAGAACCAUAUAUCAGAGAGAGACCUCCCCUGGUACCUCUUCAGAAUAGGAUGUCUCCAUUGAGUGUCUAUCCCCCGGGGGAAACCCAUAUGGGAUUAGCUGACACCAAAAUUCCCCCGUCUGGAACACCUGUGAGCGUUCGGAGCAACCGGAGUAUGUCUGUACUGCGAAUCCCAAGUCAAAGCCAAAUCAGCCAAACUUAUUCCCAAGGAUCUCUCCACUGCAGCAUCAGUCAGCUCAUGGAUAUUCAAGACAAGAAAGUCUUAACUGAUGACUCACUGUGGGAAACCAUAAUGGGCCAUGCUAGUGGAUUGUAUGUGGAUGAAGAAGACCUGAUAAAUGCCAUCAAGGGUUUCAGUUCAGUGACCAAGGAACACACCACAUUCACCGACACCAACCUGUAGAGGAUGGAAAACUGCAAGACAAAGCUGGAAUGUAGGCCCUGCACCCCAGUCCCACUUGGUUAUUACUGAUAUUUCAUAAAUGCUGAAAAGCCAUUGUUUGUUAUUCUGUAAUCCUUUAAA
Molecule: messenger RNA, 15744 nt
Organism: Choloepus didactylus (southern two-toed sloth)
Lineage: Eukaryota; Metazoa; Chordata; Mammalia; Pilosa; Megalonychidae
Gene: USH2A
Product: usherin
Molecular function (GO): protein binding
Source: RefSeq, a predicted model, not a curated record